UUCCAAUGCAGGUGUCACCGUUGAAGCACACAUUUGAGAAACUUGGAGGAGCGUAGCAUCGUCGUCAUCGUAUCGUUCUCAUUCAAAAACCAAAGAACAGAAAUUAGCAUACGCGUGUGUCUUACUUUGUCAGCCUUAUUUAGUGUGUACGUGCGUGUGUGUGGAGCGUUUGCGUUUGUUGUCAAACAUCAUUUGAGUUCGAGAGCUCCAUCGAAUUACAUAUACAUACAUAUAGAAUUUACUCAAUUCGUACAACACUUCAUUUCACUUUCAAAAACGGGUGCAAAAUGUUUGAUCCCAUUUCGGAUACGCCGCUCGUAUUGGCGUAUGUGUUUAUGUCGCUGCUGGUGCUGAUCGUUUGCUUUAUUUUGGUCAAUGUGGUGCACAAGUUAUAUGGACCCAUGGGCGAGGAGGGCGUGCAACCACCCACAACUUCAACAUCAGCGGCAGCACCAUUAACGACGACCACAACCAGUGUGGAAUUGAACGCCUUGAAAACCGGUUAGACAAUCGGCUAGCAGCUGGGCAUCGCAUGAAUCUCAAACAGCAAAAUAUUAAAAACAACAAAAAAAAAAAAUACAAUAAAAAAAGCUA
Scaptodrosophila lebanonensis is the source of this 594-nucleotide messenger RNA. RefSeq lists its product as uncharacterized. Lineage: Eukaryota; Metazoa; Arthropoda; Insecta; Diptera; Drosophilidae. The coding region runs from base 288 to 506 and encodes 72 amino acids. The transcript has a single exon. The record is from RefSeq and is a predicted model, not a curated record.